This is a messenger RNA of Pyrgilauda ruficollis (rufous-necked snowfinch), 729 nucleotides long. RefSeq names its product siah E3 ubiquitin protein ligase family member 3 (gene SIAH3). The transcript is spliced from 2 exons. The record is from RefSeq and is a predicted model, not a curated record. Gene Ontology annotation, molecular function: ubiquitin conjugating enzyme binding; ubiquitin protein ligase activity. Gene Ontology annotation, biological process: multicellular organism development; proteasome-mediated ubiquitin-dependent protein catabolic process. Bases 1 to 729 code for a protein of 242 amino acids. Lineage: Eukaryota; Metazoa; Chordata; Aves; Passeriformes; Passeridae. Gene Ontology annotation, cellular component: cytoplasm.
AUGCUUUUCUUCACCCAGUGCUUUGGGGCUGUGUUAGAUCUUAUUCACCUGCGGUUUCAGCACUACAAGGCAAAGAGGGUUUUCUCAGCUGCCGGGCAACUUGUCUGCGUCGUCAACCCAACACACAGCCUCAAGUAUGCACCGACCCGCUGUGCAGCUGUGCAGGCGUCCACAGAGCAAGGCAUCCUUCCUCCCUGCCAUCACCACGAAGCAGUGCAUGACCCCCAGCUGGUCCCCUGCACGUGCCCGCUCUUCUCCUGCCCAUGGGAAGGGCAUCUGGAGGUGGUGGUGUCCCACCUGAGGCAGACCCACCGCAUCAACAUCCUUCAGGGCGCAGAGAUUGUCUUCCUGGCCACGGACAUGCACCUGCCCGCACCCACGGACUGGAUCAUCAUGCACUCUUGCCUUGGCCACCAGUUUUUGCUGGUCCUCAGGAAGCAGGAGAAGUAUGAGGGCCACCCCCAGUUCUUCGCCACGAUGAUGCUGAUCGGCACGCCCACCCAGGCCAACAACUUCACCUACCGGCUGGAGCUCAACAGGAACCAGAGGCGCCUCAAGUGGGAGGCGACCCCCAGGUCGAUCCUGGAGUGUGUUGACUCUGUCAUUUCAGAUGGGGAUUGCCUUGUGCUGAACACUUCCCUGGCUCAACUCUUUUCUGACAACGGAAGCCUAGCAAUAGGAAUUGCGAUAACCACCAGCAAAGUUCACAGCUCCGAAGCUGAAAUGUGA